AGUUUCGUCGGUUUGCUUAAUUAAGUCGUUUUAGGACACGAUUCACGUUCUAUCGCUUCUACAUAUUUCGCUAGUCGACACACGCGAACAGUAUCGGGAGCGGAUAGGCGAGCCCGAGAAACAGAAAUUGGGAACGAAGAGAUAGGAGAGGGCCCACCGGCGGUAAAUCAUACUUUCGGGCUUAUGGAAAAUUACGAUUCGCCCGAGAAUGCCAAAUAAUUCCAGGGUUAGCGUCGCUGUUGUUCCAGAUCUGCUCACAGAUGUCGGCGACAAAAAUCAUUCGAACGAGGAAAAUGUUGAAGAAAGGCCAGCAGAUUUCGAGGCAGCCAUCGCUGCGGCUGGUAGCGGAAAAUUUCAAUAUCUCCUCCUUCUGGCUAUUAUUCCAGGCUCGUGGGCAACUAGUAUCGACACCGCUAACGUGGCGAUCAUUCUUCCAUCGGCAGAAUGUGACCUGCAAAUGACGUUCUUCCAGAAAGGUGUUUUAAACGCCAUCACUUAUAUAGGAAUGGUUUCUAGUGGUUUUCUGUGGGGCUACAUAGCUGACGUUAGAGGCAGGAGAUCGGUCUUCCUCUACGGCUAUCUGGCCGAUGGUAUCUGCAACGUUCUCUCAGGAUUUUCCCAGAGUUUCUGGACUCUAGUUUUCUUCAAGUUCCUCAGCGGUUUCAUAAUAAGCGGCCCUCAUGCUUCCAUGGUGGCUUACUCGUCGGAAUUCUACGGAAUGAAAGGAAGAGUGAGAAUCCCGCUUAUCAUUGGUUUUUCUAUCACGUUUGGAAAUAUCGUGACUACAGUUCUAGCGUGGAUUAUCGUCCCUCAAAACUGGUCUAUCGUUUUAUGGGACGGUGCGUUCGUCUACAAUCCCUGGAGGCUCUUUCUGUCCGUGUGUGGUCUACCGAUGUUGAUCGGUGUAGUUUGUCUCUCCCUGUUCCCGGAGAGUCCCAAGUUUCUCAUGUCUCAGGGCCGUAUGGAGGACGCGUUGAAAGUUUUCAGGACGAUCUAUCGGAUAAACACGGGGAAACCCGCGGAAGAGUACCCGAUACAACACUUAGGGAACGAGAUUUCGGAGAAAUCGAACGAAGAGGAUCGAGAUGAAAAUAUCGAGAAGAAAGCGAUUUUCUUCUAUCCGUAUUUACCGCGAAUUCUUCUCGUCGUUGUUAUACAAUUUGGAUCGAUGUACGCGUCGAACACGUUUCGUCUGUGGCAACCACAGCUUUUCACGAUCCUCGAAAACUUCGUUCCAGCGAAUUACAACUUGACAGCAGAACACUCUCCGACGUUUUGCGAAAUUUUGGAUCUCUCUUCCGCUCCAAACGCGACUUCCAUGAUUGCCGACGAGCACUCGAUAUGCGUAAACAGUGUCGUGAAUGAAUCGGUUUACACGAACACGGUCAUCGUAGCCAUCUUCGGAAGCUUCUUACUCCUCGGUGCUAGCUUCGUACUGAAAUACAUCAAUCACAAAAUUCUACUACAAAUUUGCUACGGAAUUGCAAUAAUCUGCAUAAUUUGCAUGAACUGGUCGACCAACAAAUUGACAACCUUGUUACUCACGAGCUCCUUCAUUGGUUUCACCAACACCACUCUCAACACCGUCGUUGCUGCAACCGUUAUUUUAUUUCCAACUGCUUUAAGGGCGAUAGCGGUGAGCCUGGUAAUGACAAUUGGAAGGCUCGGAUCGAUCUGUGGAAACAUGCUGUUUCCAGUGCUACUGGACCAAGGAUGCUUUGCACCGAUGAUCCAGUUGGCGUGCUUCAUCUUACUCUGCAUCGUUCUAACGUGCUUCCUUCCGAUACCGAAGAAGAAGGCCAAGGAAUAGCCUCGUUGCGCAAGCGUCCACGAAAUCAAUUUACCUUCCAUUCCAAGAUAGAGUGUUCACCAGGCGAUUCCUCGCCGGAAACCGCCGGAGUUUUCGCACUGGGAACUGGGCCAACGUGAAGAACGCCAGAGAUGGGCAGAGG
This is a messenger RNA of Habropoda laboriosa, 1952 nucleotides long. RefSeq names its product synaptic vesicle glycoprotein 2B-like. Gene Ontology annotation, cellular component: membrane. Gene Ontology annotation, biological process: transmembrane transport. Gene Ontology annotation, molecular function: transmembrane transporter activity. The record is from RefSeq and is a predicted model, not a curated record. The transcript has 11 exons. Lineage: Eukaryota; Metazoa; Arthropoda; Insecta; Hymenoptera; Apidae. The coding region runs from base 209 to 1810 and encodes 533 amino acids.